Messenger RNA from Ostrea edulis (European flat oyster), 3196 nucleotides. RefSeq lists its product as uncharacterized. NCBI's taxonomy places the organism in Eukaryota, Metazoa, Mollusca, Bivalvia, Ostreida, Ostreidae. Gene Ontology annotation, molecular function: oxidoreductase activity; nucleotide binding. The transcript has 8 exons. Gene Ontology annotation, biological process: NADPH regeneration. The record is from RefSeq and is a predicted model, not a curated record. Gene Ontology annotation, cellular component: cytoplasm. The coding region runs from base 95 to 1231 and encodes 378 amino acids.
CAUAUGUUAAAAAUAGUACGCAGUUGUAAAGUAAACACAAAACCGCUCUGUGCCAGAAGAAAGCUGUCAGGUCGUGGGGUUGCAACACCGAAAAAUGCUAUCAAGACGAUUAUCAAAGCUGUGCAGAAGGUCGGGUUUGUCGUGCAAUACCACACCGAAAUGCCAAAAGUUUUCACUGUCAACUGUAGUGGAGAACAACAACAAGAAACAUCGCCUCAAUGUCGGUGUCAUCGGAGCGGGACGGAUUGCCAGCUCCGUCCACAUUCCCAAUGUUCUAAGAGACAGAAGAUACAACAUAAGUUGGAUCAUUGAAGAUAGCAACCAGCAAACUGUGAAAGUUCAAGAGGACCUCUUCCUCCAGGAUAUACCAUUCUUCAAGUCCAUGGACAGAAAACGACUAUUAGCCGAUAAGGGACUAGAUGCUGUUUUCAUAUUCAGCCCAACUUCAACACACGCUGAACUUAUUUGCGAUAGCCUGAAGGAAGGGAAAUCAGUUAUGGUGGAAAAACCAACGGCGGAAUCUUAUACAGACAUCAAGACCUGCUACGACACGGCGGAAAAUAACGGAGCCAUUCUUCUGACAUCUUUUCAAAGGAGAUUUGAUUCAGCUUUUGAUGAACUGAAGAAGACGGUGCUCAGCAGGAGUCUGGGGGAGCUACAGUUACUGAGACUCACGUCCCGAGACAACCCUAAACCGUCCUACGAAUUUCUGUCUAAUACCGAUAUCACUGGCUGUAACUUGAUAUCUGACAUGGCGGUUCAUGAUAUCGACAUGAUGGUUUGGUUAACGUCCUGUUCUGAACCAGAGUCAGUGUACGUCAUGACUCAUAUCCGGGACGAGACGCUGCAGAAGAUACGGGAACCAGACGCUGGCGUCAUCUCCAUUAAGUUCAAGAAUGGAAUGAUUGCAACCAUAGAUGUAUUCCGGGAAUCGGUGUAUGGCUAUGACAUCAGGGCAGAGUUGUUUGGGACAAAAGGUAUGGCAGUGGCUGACAACCCUAGGAGAUCCUCUUUCUGUGUAGAUUACCUACAAGGGUCAAAUAUGCCCCCAUUGCACUACUCUUUUCCUCAGAGGUUCGAGAAAGCUUUUGCGACUGCUGUUUCCCAUUUCUAUAGUUGUCUCACAGGUGAAGUUGAGCCUCUCAUUAGGAAAGAGGAGUGCUUAUUGGUUUCUGAAAUCAUUGACAAAGCAGUCGAGUCUUAUAAAACAGGACAGAUUGUGAACUUCUGACAUCCAUUGUACAAAGUCCAGAUCUACAUGUAUGUGUUCUUACGCUGAAAGGAAAGCUUGGAUUCAUGUUUUUACGAUUUUAGCUAUAUAUGUAGAAUUUUAUACCUAAUCAAUAAAGAAUUUCGCAGUAUCUUAUAAAGACCAGCUAGUUACUGAAGUUUCAUUGUGGGAAACUUUAACCACUUCUUGUUAAAAGAUGAGUCUUUCCGUUAGAAAAAAAUUUUGGUCGAAUUACCAUGUAACUGUAAAGGGUAUGAGUUAAGGGUAAGGAUGUGGGUUAGUGGUUAGGGAUGUGGGUUAGGGUUAAGGUUGUGGGUGUGGGUUAGGGGUAAGGAUGUGGGUUGUGGUAAGGAAUUGGGUUAGGGUUAGGGAUGUGGGUGUGGGUUAGGGGUAAGGAUGUGGGUUAGGGUUAGGGAUGUGGGUUAGGGUUAAGGUUGUGGGUGUGGGUUAGGGGUAAGGAUGUGGAUUAAAGUUAGGGAUGUGGGUUAGGAAGGUGGGUUAGGGUUAAGGUUGUGCCCCAUGACUUGCUUUACCUGGGGAAAGCUGUUUUAAAGGUUGAUAAAAAAUUUUACCUCCAUAAUACAUUCCAUUCUUUUUACUUCAAGUUUCUAAAUGAUAUUCUUAGUUAUAUGGAUUCUUGGCAGGGUAUUCCCUGUUAGAGUUUAUAUAUAUUCUCCUCAACCAUUAGGCAAGGGAAAAAAUAUAUUUCAAUAGGGAAUGAGAGUCCAUGUGUACCCUGCCAAGAAUCCAUAUCACGAAUGUGUCCUACUGCAGAGCAAAAAAGUAGUGUUUAAUUUAUGAAGCGGUUUUAUAUAUAUAUAUAUAUAUAUACAUAUACAUAAUUAUAUAUAUAUACAGUAUAAUCUGUCUAAACCGGCUAUGUGUGGUUCCAAAGAAAUUGGACGGUUUUCACAGAGUCCGGAGUGCAGAAUGUUGACAAGAAUGAGAGUUGCUUCCCUUGUAUUCACUAUCUAUGCAUACGUGUGUAAUGAUUGCUAACGUUUUAUUAUAUCACAAAAGAAUUCAAAAUGUAAAAAUAUAAAUGUCAGUGUUUCAUUGUCGUGUUCAUUUGAAAAAGUUUCAAUUUAUAUUAAACAAUUUAAAAUCUGGGAAUUAUUCGCGCAAUUUUCUGUUGGUAAAUUGUCAAUUUCGUCUACAUCAUCGCCGAGUACUCAGAGGCCGGUUUGGACAAAUUAUACUGUGUGUAUAUAUAUAUAUAUAUAUAUGUAUAUGUAUAUAUAUAUAUAUAUAUAGAUAGAUCCAUCAAAGCCAUUUUGUAUCCUAUCUAUUCUCGGCAGGGUACAUUGCCAUAUAUUCCCAGCUUGUCUUUCAAUCAAAUGCUUAGAUUUUUCAUUUUUCUCUACAGUACGACAUUAGAUUGUGAAUUUCUAAAAUGCAGAUUCGUUCAGUGUAGGUGUCCAUGGGUUGUGAGAUGAUUUACCGGUAUAAAUAGCUGUAUAGAGUUGAACUGAAUAAUUGCAGCUACCUCUGAUUAACCUAGGACCCUGUUUGACAAAAGAACUUACGAUUUAAAAGACUAAAAAUAUUAUAUAAUUCUAAAAACUCGUCAACUUGAUGAAUUUUGUGAGAUUAUACUUAUAUAAAAUUACAUGACUAAAUUCUUAUUCACACAUUAAAAUCACAAUUUUAAAAUCAACAUAAAGAAGAAAGUAAAUUGCAGAAGAUUUUGGUCUUAGUCGUAAUUAAGUUCUUUUGUAAAGUGUGGUCCAGGACCCUAAUUGUACAUUCUCAGUAUUUACUUUUGUAGAAAGUGUGGAUGAUGAUUCACAUCAUAAGUCACCAUCUCGCACGCAUACAAACACGUAGAAACCAAUUAUAAGAAAUUAAGAUGCAGAAGAUUUAAAUGGUUGUGAUAUCAGUGAUAUAAAUGUUACAAGCUAUGUAAUUAUUAUCGUCUGAUUUCUGUAUGAUUGUUGUCAUUGUAAUUAAAAUGUAUUUACUAUC